This is a messenger RNA of Populus nigra (black poplar), 1913 nucleotides long. RefSeq names its product NAC domain containing protein 50-like. Gene Ontology annotation, molecular function: DNA binding. The record is from RefSeq and is a predicted model, not a curated record. Gene Ontology annotation, biological process: regulation of DNA-templated transcription. The transcript has 4 exons. Lineage: Eukaryota; Viridiplantae; Streptophyta; Magnoliopsida; Malpighiales; Salicaceae. The coding region runs from base 307 to 1641 and encodes 444 amino acids.
CAGAAUGUAUUCCAUUGCAAUUGCCAUCAAAUUGCUAGACAGUUCUUUUUCCUCCUCCUAAGUUCUAACAUAACAUAUGUUACAUAUGUCUUGUCUACAUAUUCAACAGUAAACAUUAAACCCCUCAAAAAAUCAAAGGUCAGAAAUUAUUGCCCACAAAAAGAACCUAAAUUGCUUGCAAUCGAAGGCACUACCCUUAACUAGCCAGUUUCUUCCCCAUCAAUCAAGAAACCUUAUCUCCACUCCCAAAAAAACCCUAGCCUCCUUUUCCACCCUUUCCCCUUUCCCAAACAACCAUAGCCCAUCAUGGGUCCUGAAACUUCCUCGCAAGAACAGCAAUUACGACUAGCACUGACAACCCCAGCACCACCAGCUUCAGCACCGGCAAAAACGACACCAGUCAGUACUAAAACGACAGCGUUAGCUCCUGGGUUUCGAUUCCACCCAACAGAUGAAGAACUCGUUAUCUAUUACUUGAAACGGAAGGUUUCCAAUAAACCUUUCCGUUUCAAUGCUAUUUCCGAGGUCGAUAUUUACAAAAACGAACCUUGGGACCUUGCAGAUAAGUCAAGGUUGAAAAGCAGAGACCAAGAAUGGUACUUUUUCAGUCCACUGGACAAGAAAUAUGGGAAUGGAGCAAGAAUGAAUAGGGCGACAGGCAAAGGAUACUGGAAAGCUACUGGAAAGGACCGGGAGAUUCGGCGAGAGUGUCAACUCCUUGCAAUGAAGAAAACUCUUGUGUUUCAUAGUGGGCGUGCACCAGGUGGGCUGCGCACCAACUGGGUUAUGCACGAGUACCGGCUUAUUGAUGAAGAAUUGGAAAGAACCGGAGCUAUGCAGAUCGACUCAUAUGUCCUCUGUAGAGUGUUCCACAAGAACAAUAUAGGACCACCAACUGGGAACCGCUAUGCCCCUUUCAUCGAGGAGGAGUGGGAUGAUCGUGGAGCAGCUCUCAUUCCAGGAGAAGAUGCUGCUGAUGAGGUGGUGGUUACUUAUGAUACUGGUGGUGAAAUGCACCGUACCGAGCAGGAUAGUCAUUCCAUCAAUAAAAGUCCUCUUGGUAUUACCGAAGUUCCGGGGGACUCUCAAAAUGCCUUACCUGUGUGUAAGACUGAAAGUGUGGAGGAUUGUCCUCCACUGUGUGUGCUAAAUACAGAAGCACCCUUCCCUCUUCUCCAGUAUAAAAGAAGAAAGCACAAUAACGAGACUGGGUCUAACCGUUCAAAUGGUUCGGAGAACUCAACAAGGACAAGUCAGGAUCCUUGCUCAUCCACAACAACAACAGCAGCAACAACAUCAGCAACAACAUCAGCAGAAAUGAUGAUGGCGACAACUUCAGCAACAAGAACGGCAAUAUCUGCUUUGCUAGAAUUUUCUCUGAUGGAACCUCUGGAACCCAAAGAAAAUCCUCGUGUUCCCCCACCUGCACUAGAUGCUGCUAGUCUUGAUUCAUCAAUGUCUCCUAGCUGCAGGAAGUUUAUCAAUGAUUUGCAGAGUGAGAUCCACAAGAUUUCUGUUGAGAGAGAGACAUUGAAGCUUGAAAUGAUGAGUGCUCACGCCAUGAUUAACAUUCUCCAGUCUCGAGUUGACUUUCUCAACAAGGAAAAUGAGGAUUUGAAAAGGAGUGUCCACGCCAAGUGAAAUCCAGUCAAUCCUGAAUCAGUUUCCCAAACAAGGGAAACUAGUCUGUGACCGGUGCCAGUGUAAUCACACUGUUUGUAUGUAAUAAGAAUCAAAGACACUGCCGCGGCCGCCUCCUCUUCCCUUCUAGUCGGAUAAAUUGCAAUAUGUAAAAUUAGGAUUUUAUUGUCGUCUUUCAGUUUAGUCUUUCGUUGUAAGAGAAGUAAGCUGGUGGAUUUUGUUUCUUUGUACUUCUGCAGUGGAUAAAAUGAAUUGCAUUGUUCGUAGUUGAA